AUGGGACGCGGAUGUCGCCUAUGCCAUCCGGAACGACAUCGCGGGACGAUUGCCCUGUCUGCUACAGGGCACCAACGAUCGUCUGAUGAGCCCCCGCCUGCCUUUCCUUGGAGGCUAAUUCGCCACCAUCAUCAGCUUCUACGCUCCGCCGAUGACCAGCCCGAAACCGCAAAAACUAAAUUCUACGAGGACCUGCACGCACUCAUAGCGACCGUGUCGAAGGCGGAUAAGUUGAUUGUCAUUGUUGACUGCAACGCCCACGUCAGCACAGAUCAUGCUGCCUGGAGAGUAGUGCUAGGCCCCUAUGGUCUCCAUGGCUACAACGAUAAUGGCCUGCUCCUUCUACGAACCUGCGCAGAACGCCGACUUAUUCUGACGAACACCUUCUUCCGCCUCCCGAUGCAAGCGAAGGUCGCCAGGAUGUACCCUCAGUCGCGACACUGGCACCUGCUGGAUUAUGUCCUCGUCCGGAGGCGACACCAGCGGGGCGUGCUGGUGACAAAGGCGAAUCCGCGUGCUGACGUGUGGACCGACAAUCGCCUCGUCAUCUCGAAGAUGCGGAUUUGCCUGCACACUCGCAGGAGAUCACAAGGUAAGCGGCCCCCAUGUAAGCUGAAUAUUGCCUUGUUGGCUUUGCCUUCUCACCAUGUCCAUUUCAGAAACUAGCUAGAUCAGCGGCUAGACAAUCUUUCAGUCACUGCCGCAACCGCCGCCGCUGACGAGAACGCCUGCGUGGAGAACCGGUGGUGUCAACUGCGGGACACUUUCCAGUCGACGGCGCUGGCCGACCUCGAUCGCGCACGCCGUCAGCACCAGGACUGGUUUGACGACGACGACGACGAAGACGACGACGACGACGAUGACGACGACGACGACGACGCCGCUAUCAGCAAAUUGCUCGCAGAGAAGAACCGCCUGCACAAAGCCUAUGUCGGCCGCCUCACCGACAACAACACAGGUGCUUUCUACUGUAGUCGUCGCCUUGUACAACAGCGGCUGCGAGAGAUGUACGAAGCACAGACGGUUCGCAAUACCGAGAAGACUCUUGGGUACGCGGACCGCAACGAAUGAAAGCACUUCUCCACGAUCAAAGCUGUCUACGGUCUGCCAGCUAAAGCAGUUGCACCUUUUCGCAGCGCCGACGGCAGUACCCUACUCACCGAGAAGGCACAAAUUCUACAACGAUGGGCCGAGCACUUCAGAGGCGUCCUCAACCGUCCGCCCACCAUCUCCGACACCGCCGUCAUCCGUCCGCUUCAAGUGGAGACCAACGCCGACCUCGACCUCCCGCCCUCUCUCCACGAACCCAUGAGGGUCGUGCAGCAGCUCUCCAGCGGGAAACCGCCCGGAUCGGACGCAAUCUAUGCUGAGAUCUACAAACACGGUGGCUCCCAACUCAUGGAUCACCUGAUUGUGCUCUUCCAGGAGAUGUAA
Molecule: messenger RNA, 1434 nt
Organism: Spirometra erinaceieuropaei
Lineage: Eukaryota; Metazoa; Platyhelminthes; Cestoda; Diphyllobothriidea; Diphyllobothriidae
Source: the annotation of a GenBank genome assembly